Molecule: messenger RNA, 876 nt
Organism: Vitis riparia (riverbank grape)
Lineage: Eukaryota; Viridiplantae; Streptophyta; Magnoliopsida; Vitales; Vitaceae
Product: probable pterin-4-alpha-carbinolamine dehydratase, chloroplastic
Exons: 3
Coding region: 28-660 (210 amino acids)
Biological process (GO): tetrahydrobiopterin biosynthetic process
Cellular component (GO): plastid
Molecular function (GO): 4-alpha-hydroxytetrahydrobiopterin dehydratase activity
Source: RefSeq, a predicted model, not a curated record
CUUGUGAUUGGAGCCGUUCACUCACCAAUGGCGAUGGCCACCACCACCCCCGGCCUCUUUUCUCUUCCUCUCUCUCCACAGCCCCAAGCUCGCUCAUUCCAACUCAUUCACCUCGCCUCUCCAACUCGGCCUCGACUCGGCCGGGUCGCCCUCGCUGUGGGCGGUGACUUGCUCGGAGAUUUCGGCGCCAGAGAUCCAUUUCCGGCUGAGAUUGAGAGUAAGUUUGGAGAGAAGGUGUUGGGGUACGAGAGCACCGAGCACAAAAUCCUUAUCCCCAACGUCUCCGCGCUCUCACUGGCACAGCAGGAGUGCUCUCCCGUAUCCGGUUUGGACCCUCCCAUGACUGAAGAAGAUGCCCAGAAACUCCUGAGGAAGGUUGUUGGUUGGAGACUGUCGGAUGAAGCUGGUGUACUUAAACUACAGUGUUUGUGGAAAUUGAGAGACUUUAAAUGUGGGGUUGAACUGAUUAAUAGGAUUUACAAGGUUGUAGAAGCUGCUGGGCAUUUUCCAAAUCUUCAUUUGGAACAGCCCAAUCAAAUUAGAGCUGAACUGUGGACUGCUUCAAUUGGGGGUUUGAGUAUGAAUGAUUUCAUUGUUGCUGCCAAAAUAGAUGAGAUAAGAACAUCGGAUCUUGUCCCCAAGAAAAGAAUCUGGGCUUAGUUGGAAGAAUGUGUAGCCUUCUUGAGGAAACUCAAUAAUUUAUCUGUUCAUUGGGUCUUCUUUGGCAACCAAUCACUUGAGAGGUUCAGGUUGCUGCAAAAUAUGUCAAGUUCUAAUUUUCUCCAUUAUUCUUCUUUGACUCUUGAUUAUAUGAAUCAUUCAUUUAUGUAUUGUUAGUUGCAAUCUAUCAUCUUCAUUCCUACAGUGUUUUGUUUU